This is a messenger RNA of Drosophila melanogaster (fruit fly), 2185 nucleotides long. RefSeq lists its product as uncharacterized. The transcript has 4 exons. Bases 211 to 2073 code for a protein of 620 amino acids. Lineage: Eukaryota; Metazoa; Arthropoda; Insecta; Diptera; Drosophilidae. The record is from RefSeq and is marked reviewed.
CCCAGACGGAUGACAGUAGAGUCUAAUGAGAAAGCUGACCGCAAAACUAUGAUUUCGAAUUGGAGGGGGUGGUGGAGCUGACACGGGUGACUUACAGAUCGGAAAGAACGAUGUCUCAAUUGGCAGAAAGUGAGAGUGCAGCGCACUGCAUCCGACAGAUACGUGAACUCAACAAAAGCCAAAUGUCGCUCGGGUUGGGGCAACAUUUCCAUGGAAACCAUCGACCCAAACACUCGAAUCAUGAUGAUGCUGCCGCUACUAUGGGUGCUAUUUGUUGGACCUUCAGUUUUUGGUUCGCCUUUGGAGAUGCAACUUUUGGAUAUGAUGCUGCGCGAGGCGGAGGACUAUCCCAGCAAUGGUCGCGAUCAGAGGGAUAUUUCCGUUUUGCCAACAGCUCCGAUAGGUUGCGAUGACAGCGGUGAUGCACAGGACCCAUUUAGCCACAUUUUCGAUGAAUAUGAGGAGAGCAAGGAGGAGUGCAUGGACUUUUUGCCACCCUGUGAACCAACGUUCCCGGAAGGUCUACCAAUUGAACAUCCGUGCUUCGUUAGAUUACUCCUGCUAAGAACACCGCUGCUCAAGCAGGAUCCCUGCGCCAAUUUCACCCUGGUAACUGAAAGACCAAGUACCACAGUGAAACCCAAAACCAAGAAAUGCGAUCCAAAACGUAAAGCCAGUAAAAGUGCCGCACGAAAUGAACUACUGGCACUACCCAAUAAUGGUACAAUAAAUUCAACCACAAGCACACCAUUAAGUUCAACAACAGAAACAACAACCGAUUCAAAAAUCAUAAAAAUUCGAAAAUUAGUGCCAAAGACCAAAACAAAUACCACAACAUCAACAACCACAACAACGUUGGAAACAACAACUAUAGAAGAGAGCACAUCUCCAGCGGAAACCAGCACCUCAGAAGUGGCGCCGGAAACGACAACUGAAGAGGAAACGACAGCAACACCAACCACAACCUCGACUACACAGCCACCUUUUACAGAUAACCAAUUAAAGCGAUUGAGGGCUUUAAGGAACAGGGGAAAGAAUUCCAGGGCAAAGUCACCGAAAGUACCCGAUCCCCCGCAGAUCAAACUCGAUAAUGCCAGCCAACCCAGCGAGGUUAUUCAGGUGAUCAUGACCACCGAACCUGCCGAAUUGAAGCUUCAACCGGAAGUUAACACCACCACAACAACGAUCGUGCCGCCGACCACUGUUUCUACUUCCACUUCGUAUCCGGAAAUCACCACUUCAGAAAGUUGCGACGAAGAAGAGAAAAGUACCACCGUGCCGGAAUUCUCAGGAUGUGAUGAUGACGAAGAUUUUGAAGUGUCUGAAAAUGGAGCUACUUCUACCACUGAGGAACCUUGUGAGGACACCGAAGAGCAGGAUACAAAUCUGUGUCCACAGUUUAUGCCCACCCAAGGGCCAUCAAGUCCAAUACCACCUCCAUCAUAUCGUUUUCGAAAGCCCGUUAAAAACUAUGUUGAGCCCAUUUUGUACGAGCGAGACUUUGCCAAACCACUUCAACGAAUGACACCAGUGGGACCACAGCAGAGGGAUUAUUUUGUGUCCAAUAAACAAAUAGUUCCCAGACCAAGACCCAAGUACAGGAAACGUAUACCGCCCUCUAUUUACAUGAAUAACAUUGUGAGGGGCUUGGAUUGCAGCGAUGAAGUUGGUCAGAAUCCUCCAAGGAGCCCCAAUCCGCCAAAAAGAUUUUGGGGUGUGACACCUGUAGGAUUCCUUCCGCGGAAUCAGAUAAGGCAAAAACCGGAGAGAAAUAUGAAAAGUUUUGCCCCAGUUCCAAUUAAGAGAAAGCCAAUCUAUCAAAGAAAUUCAGCGGAAAUGGUGGAGAGACAGUAUAUGAUGGAAAGGGAUCCUGAACCACGUCCGCAAUAUCACCAUUAUCCAGAAGAUGAAGUAUUUCAUGAGGAUGUCCCACUUGCCUCGCCAACUCCCAGCUUGGAUCCCUGUCAGCAGGAACACGAUCAUGUCCUUUUUCGCCAGAGAUCACAGCACCAGCAAACAGAUCAUCAUGUAAACUAUCCCCUACCACCUAUUUCCUCGCACUUUUUCACAUAAUUAACCUAAUCGCAUAACUUAGUUAAGUAGCACACAGAGCACCCAGUAACCAGUUAACCAUCGAAAAUAAAUAUGUGCACCACUAAGCAAAUGUCAAAACAGACCAUCAAUC